Molecule: messenger RNA, 1985 nt
Organism: Pleuronectes platessa (European plaice)
Lineage: Eukaryota; Metazoa; Chordata; Actinopteri; Pleuronectiformes; Pleuronectidae
Gene: hoxb2a
Product: homeobox B2a
Exons: 2
Coding region: 10-1305 (431 amino acids)
Biological process (GO): regulation of DNA-templated transcription
Molecular function (GO): DNA binding; DNA-binding transcription factor activity, RNA polymerase II-specific
Source: RefSeq, a predicted model, not a curated record
GAGGGAGCUAUGAAUUUUGAAUUCGAAAGGGAGAUCGGUUUUAUAAACAGCCAGCCAUCCCUAGCAGAGUGCCUGACGUCCUUCCCCGCCGCCCUGGAGUCAUUUCAAACUUCAUCAAUCAAGGACUCGACAGUAAUUCCGCCUCCCUUCGAGCACACCAUCCCCAGCCUCAGCCCCUGCACAGCCAGCCAGCCGAGACCGGCUGCGAGGAGCCAGCAGAACCGGAGAAGCUCUGCCACUAAUGGCCUCCAGACGCACCACCGAGGCGCCCAGCAGCCCGGACCGCCGGGGCAGGCCCCCGGCCCGGUCAUGGCGACCCCGGCCGGUCCGAUGGCCCACGAGUUUCCCUGGAUGAAGGAGAAGAAAUCGUCCAAGAAGUGCUCUAAGCCUGGGGCCAGUUCCGGCGGUGGCGGAUCCAUCAUCCCCCCCGCCUCGUCCUCCCCGUCGCCGACCGCCUCCGGGUACCCAUCGGCGGGCAUCGAGUCACCCACAGACCCGAACCAGGAUGGUGGAGGAGCCGGGUCCCGACGGCUGCGCACCGCGUACACCAACACGCAGCUGCUGGAGCUGGAGAAGGAGUUCCACUUCAACAAGUACCUGUGUCGGCCCAGGAGGGUGGAGAUCGCGGCCCUUUUGGAUCUGACCGAGCGACAGGUCAAAGUCUGGUUCCAGAACCGGCGCAUGAAACACAAGCGCCAAACGACGCACCACAGAGACGGCGGUGGAGGCCACGAAUCCAGCGACCCGGGCGGGUUUGAGCCGCUGGAAGGUGCCGAUGCCUCUUCUCCGUACUCGAGCCAGCCGCUGGAGGCAUCUGGUACGGGGGAGGCUACACUGGAGGGCGACAGGGUCAGCGGCGAUCCAUCUUCGGCCGCCGCCUACGCUACUGACAGCACGGACAAUGCACAGCCCACACCGGAGGAAGGAGGCCGUUCGAGCCGCCCCGAACGCCCACCGCUGCCCGGGGAAUCUGGCUCCUCCGAGCUCGCCGCAGCUCACCAUUCCCCGCCGCCGUUCCCCACCACGAACUCCGCCGACAACCCGGGCCUGGCAGCGGAGCUGAGCGAGGCCGGGCCCGCAGCAGCAGCCGGGGCCGCGUCCGACUCGUGUUUCUCCGAGCAGCGGCACAUCUCCAUCACCUCCUCCGGCUCCGCGCUCCCCGACCUCACCUUCUUCGCCGGGGACUCGUGCCUGUCGCCCAGCCUGCAGAGCUCCCUGGAUAGCCCGGUGGAUUUCUCCGAGGAGGACUUCGACCUGUUCACAAGCACACUGUGCACCAUAGACCUGCAGCAUCUCACCUUCUGAGAGCAGCUGCGACACCGAACAAUUCAAACUCUAGAAAUAACAAGAACAGUGGACGGUCCGGCCUGUGGAGGACACGCAGCACUCGACGAGGACUCUGUUGUUUUAAAAAGAUCAAAGUUUCUCGGCAACAUUCCUGAAUCAUUUCUGAAUGAAAAUUAUGUUGGUUUUAAAAUAUACUUUUUCUUCUUCUUGCUGGUUUAAUUUUGCGGAUAUAAUGUAGUUUAAGAGAGACACAGUUACUUUUUUAUUUAUUUUAAAGAUCGAAGGGAAAAUAUUUUUUUUUCUACAAUCCAAACGUUGUGGAUUUAUUUUCUCCCUGUUGUCCGAAUGUCAGGUAUUUAUUGCCUUUCUUGAUUUUGGUUGAAAUGAGUGAACACUUGUCGGUGUGUGUGGAUUUAUUUCCCUUUUGUUCUGGUGCAGCUUCGUGGAUCUUUACUAACUUCUCAGGAACUGUUCACGGAGCCUAGGUGCAGAAAGCUGGACUGCUUUUAGAAAACUGAAGAAUGUUCCCUCUCUCUCUCUCUGAACGAGACGAGGCGAGAGGGAAGCCCUGCUGAUGACCCGACUUUUAGACCCUAGUUUAUUUAUUCAGAUUCUUUAAUAGUGAAAAUCCAAAUUAUUUAUUGUAUAUAUAUUUUCAUAGUGGAAUAAUAAUAAUAAUAAAACAUACAAACAUUUAA